This is a messenger RNA of Thelazia callipaeda (thelaziosis nematode), 993 nucleotides long. Lineage: Eukaryota; Metazoa; Nematoda; Chromadorea; Rhabditida; Thelaziidae. The record is from the annotation of a GenBank genome assembly.
AUGACACUUCGCGUUUUGGUUACUGGUGCAGCGGGCCAAAUAGGAUAUUCUGUGGUGCUGCAAAUCGCCAAAGGUGAUGUUUUUGGCCCAGAAAUGCCAAUUGUGCUUGUGUUGCUUGAUAUACCGCCAAUGCAGCAAGCACUUGAAGGUGUACAGUUCGAGCUGCAAGAUUGCGCAUUACCGACGCUCAAAGAGGUUAUAGUAACAGUAAAAGAGGAAGAAGCAUUCAAGGAUAUUGAUUAUGCAUUUCUCAUUGGUGCUAUGCCACGGAAACAAGGUAUGGAACGUAAAGAUUUACUCUCUGCUAAUGUGAAAAUAUUCAAGUCUCAAGGAAUGGCCCUUGCUAAAUUCGCUAAACCGACCACCAAAGUUAUUGUUGUUGGUAAUCCAGCAAAUACAAAUGCAUUCAUUGCGUCAAAAUUUGCUGCACCAACAAUACCAGGGAAGAACUUUACAUCUAUGACCCGACUGGAUCAUAAUCGUGCCUUGUCACAAAUUGCUAUGAAAUGCAAAGUUGGAAUUGAAGAUGUGAAAAAUGUAAUUAUAUGGGGUAAUCAUUCGAGCACCCAAUUUCCUGAUGUUGCGCACGCUAAGGUUAACAAAGGUGGCCAAGUGAUUGGUGCUGUUGAGGCCAUCAAUGACAAAGAGUGGAUUGAAGGGCCAUUCAUCAGUGUUGUCCAAAAGCGAGGAGCUACGAUUAUCGAAAAACGAAAAUUGUCAUCUGCAAUGUCAGCAGCAAAAGCAGCUUGUGAUCAUAUUCGUGAUUGGCAUUUCGGCACGAAACCGGAUGAAUGGGUGUCAAUGGGCAUCCCAUCAGAUGGCUCAUACGGUAUCCCAGCGGGACUCGUCUUCUCGUUUCCUGUUACCAUCUCUGGUGGAGAAUACAAAAUCGUUCAAGGUUUAGAACUGAACGAUUUUGCGAAGGAAAAAAUUGCUAUCACCCAAAAAGAAUUGGAAGAAGAACGUGAUGAAGCUCUUCAAGCAUGUGCUUGA